Sphaerulina musiva SO2202 is the source of this 767-nucleotide messenger RNA. RefSeq lists its product as uncharacterized. The transcript has a single exon. The record is from RefSeq and is a predicted model, not a curated record. Bases 41 to 691 code for a protein of 216 amino acids. NCBI's taxonomy places the organism in Eukaryota, Fungi, Ascomycota, Dothideomycetes, Mycosphaerellales, Mycosphaerellaceae.
GGCGAAAUCAAAUGCAACCGAUCUCGACAGAUUCCCACCCAUGAUGACGGGCGGUACCGCGAAGCCCCUGUCGCCCUCGCCUGGACAAACGAAACCCCCUCCGUUUGGUCUGCGAACAUUUGUUUGCAGAAGGACCAGUGGCAGCAGGCAAAAGCCCUACUACGGAGAGAUGAAGGAGUUGGUAAAAGACGAGAUUGAAGUAAGUCCCGAGCAGAUGAAACCUGGCCACCUCUGCUGGGCCAAGUUUACAAGCAUGCUAGACGUUCAGCUUGUCUGGAUCCGCGCAUCAGACGCCAUACUAUGUACUAGUAAUCGCACAGCAACUUUGGUGACGGUUGAAAAGGACUGGAUUGAAGUCCUCGAACAGGCCGCAAAGGGGUUUAGCAACGGACCGGUCGUAUUUGAGCUGCAUCCAAUACACUCUCAUCAAGCGUUGCUCGCAGAUCAUGCCCGCAGUCCGCAGCAUACGAAUCAGGACACCAAUUCAGGGGGCAACGCAAUCCCCGAAACGCUGGUUAUUCCGAGGCUGGAGAGAAACCUUUGUGUAUGUGGUAAGAUGGUAAGCGGAAGGAGAGGAGCAGUCGCCUGCGGAAACCCCACGUGUGCGAGGGAUUUCCACAUGGCUUGCGUUGGAAUGCAAAGGCGUGAGAUGAUGCAUUGGCAGUGUCCCGAUUGUUGUUCUUCAUCUUGAUUUUCUGGCGGUGGUUGAGAAGGAGAACCAGACCAGACCAGACCAGACCAAACAGAGAGAUCCAACAGACUUGGAC